Abrus precatorius (Indian licorice) is the source of this 3833-nucleotide messenger RNA. Its product is annotated as UPF0057 membrane protein At4g30660-like. Gene Ontology annotation, cellular component: membrane. NCBI's taxonomy places the organism in Eukaryota, Viridiplantae, Streptophyta, Magnoliopsida, Fabales, Fabaceae. The transcript has 2 exons. The record is from RefSeq and is a predicted model, not a curated record. Bases 104 to 331 code for a protein of 75 amino acids.
UAAAACAAACGUUGCUGGUUGGAUAUUUGGCGAUCACACGUUGUUGAGUUCGCAUAUCUGACAAGUGAAGUCUGAAGCAUCAUCAUCGUUACAGGGGAAGAAGAUGCCGUCACGUUGUGAAAUGUGCUGCGAGAUAAUGAUCGCAGUCUUGCUCCCUCCGUUGGGUGUUUGCCUCCGCCACGGUUGUUGCAGUGUUGAAUUCAUCAUCUGCUUGCUCCUCACUAUAUUAGGGUAUAUUCCUGGCAUAAUUUAUGCCCUCUAUGCCAUUGUCUUCGUUGAUCGUGAUCAGUACUUUGAUGAAUACAGGCGUCCUCUCUAUGCACAAUACUAAUCCUUUUGGGUUGGGUUUGUCCCCUUUUUUCAUCUUCUUUACUGUGCGUGAUUCUUCUGUAAUGGACGCCGCUGAAACUGAUGGAUUCUUAUUUCUGAUUGUCAUUGAGACUGGAGUUGGUCAAUUUGUGAUCUGCAUCAUUUAUCUGAUGGUGUUUAAGUUGAGCACAGAUACUCAAAAGUAUUAAAGUCUUGUGGACAAUUGUCUGGUACGGUAAUGUUAUUGUUGAUCUAUGGAUUUAUUUGGGUGUUUAUGUUAUCAAAUUGUGAAAAGGAAAUGGGGGUUACUCAUGCUGUAGAAGAUAAUGAUAGAGGUAGAAGCCUAGAAGUGAUGUUGAUGGCUUGCUCGGUAGUUGAUCAUAUGCAUAUAAUUACUGAAAUUAAGUCUAUAUGCUUGUUGAAAUUGAUAGUUAGUAAGAUUUCUUGUUUUUGCUAUUGAAGCUCUACAACAUUUUUUUUUUUUUUUUGGCGAACUGCAGGGACUUUAUAGUCCAUGUUGUUCCUUGAUUAGGUAUAAUACUUUGAUAGCAAAUAUCUACAUAUGACCCUUUCUACUUUACCUUCCCUAGCUUGCAGUUAUCAUCCUUAAGUGAGAGUCUUACACGCAUGUUAUGUUUAUUUAUUUUGGGAGAGUUGAUGGUAGGGUAGCUUCUCCAACUUUGUUUAUGAGAAGGUGUUGGAGUACGAGUCUUGAUAAUUGAAAUUUAUUUUCCUCCUGUUCUCUUUCUGUGGGAGAUGAAGUGGUAGUGAGUUUAGUGGAUCUUUUAAAUGCCUGAGUUUCAGAAAUGUCUUGAGUAUUUAAUGAUUUGAAAUUGUGAUGGAUCUAGUUCUAAACCUCUCUUUCUUGAUAUGACCAUGACGACUGUUUUAAUUUUGGUUUCACCUUUUCACAUUACUUAAGUUUGAAUACAUAUAAUUCGAUGAAAAGUAUAACCAAGACUUGAUUACCUUCAAGGUUUAUUGUUGAAAUGCAUUAAGUACUUCUAGUGACUGAACUUGUACAGUGAUUUUCAAAAUACAGACUGGGUUCUUUCAGGUAAAACUUGAAAUUUAAAGACAAAGCACAUGUCUACUGUUGUAUUUUCUUCUCUGGUUUAUCCUAAUUCGUUUUUAAAAAAAGUUGUGCUUGCAUUGUCAUAGACAGGGUAAGAUAUAUUGAGAAAGGAUUCCAGAUUGCAAAAGAAAUGACUUAAGUAAUGUAGGUUCAAUCUAGAUCCAGUUCUUAGAGUGGCUAUCUUGCCUCACAAAUCUGUUUCCCUCACAAAUCACAACUUCUUUUGCAAAUUAGAGUGAGAUUAUUUUUAGAAUAAAGGUAUCUAUAGGGAAAAUGGAUCCUCUCCAGUGACAUUUUCAUUCAAGAGAAUCUUGUCCCAUUGAAAUAACUAUCUUGCCCAUUUAAAUAAUUAGUUUAUUAAUAUCGAAGGUCAGAUUUAACACUACAUCAUGUGAAGUUUUUUUACAAUUAAGAUGAUCUCGAUCCGAUCUCGAUCCGUGUCUAUAGGGUUUGAUCUUGACAUGCCAGCUUUCUUGCUCCUUAUUUUUUCUCCUUUGGGAUCAUCUAUGUUUGCUGAGAAAUAGGAAUGAGAAAUAAAAUAAAUAAACAUAAGAUACGCUUCUCUUCCCCUUUCUUUGUCAAAUUGAAUGUGGUGUUGUCAAUUUACCAUACUGUAUAAUAUUAUUCUCAUCAUUUAUGCUGAAAAGCGUUAUCUUUAUACUUUUGUCGAUUUUUUCUUUAUGGCUGGGCCCUUUCUAAGUUCUCAUGUUGCUCUUAUGAUAGUAAACCCGUGGAAUCAUGAUUCAUGACUACCAUACAAAUCGAUAUUCAGUGCUGGAAGCAUUAUGUUGCUGCUCAAUUCCGUUUUUUAAAUAGAAAAGAAUGCAUUACAUUCUAAGUGUGGUUUUAACUUGUUAAUCUGCGCUUCUUGAUUAUGACAAUAAUGCUUUCAAGUUUGACAAAUCUGACUUGGAAGACAGGUUAUAGAUUCAAAGUAAUUAAAACAGAAAGCUGACAAAUUUAAAUUACAACCCAUAUAAUCAUUUAAAUGUUAAUCCCUACAACAAGUGUCCAAUAAUCCCAAAAAAGGACGUUGUCAAGAAACAUGGCCCAGAACAAAUAAGAACUAAAAUGGAAGAAAAGUAAACUUGUAUUAAUCUGAAUGAGUGAAAAGGUUGAAUUACAAGAGGAGAUAGAGGGUUUAUAUAGCCUAUGAAAUUAACUAACUACUAACAAUCCUAACUAAUCUCUAAUAAUAAUUUAAUUUUAAUACUACAUAGUCAGCAUGUCAUGGUAACUAUCAGGAGUGGGAAUGACCCAAAUAGGCGGUGGAUCAAGCUUAUACGCACUUGGACUAAAAUGGUUGAAAGUUCUAUCUAGCAGGUUGAAACAAGCCCAAUAAUGCCCACCAUAUAAAUAAUCCAAAUUCAUCUCAAACCACCUAUCAUCUGUGAAGUAAAUUGAGUUUGGUUGACAUCCUGAAAAGGCUCGAACAGAUAUUGACAUGGACUCAUUAGCACCUAGACACAGAACUUGAUCCGGUAAAGAUCUCACCUUUUCCCACUUGAUCUUUCUAAAAUCAAAUUUAUACACACUAAAGUGCUUUGUUUGGUAAGGACAAAGCAAAGGGUGUAUAUCCAUGGAUGAUAAAAGAUAUCCUUCAUCAACAGCUGCCCCAUCAUCGUUUACAAAAUUUCCAAUAUACCUUAUCACCAACAGCAUCUCUCCCUCUGAUUUAACCAAGUAUGACUUUAUUGAAUACAGAUCUCUUGAAAAUUCUGUCUCUAAUUCCUCAUCUAUCUCCAUGGUUGGCUUAACAUCCAAGAUCUUUCUUGGAACAUGUUGACAAAUAUCCCAUCCUUCAACUGACCGAUCUUGUGCCAAAGCAUAAAGAUAAUUGUUCUUGAACACAAUGUCACAAUAAGAGCGAGUAGCACCAAAAAGUUCAACCCACGUUGCAGAUUUACAAAACGCAAUCUUACCUUGGCAACUAUAUAUUAUGACAAGUAAGUACUCUGAAUGAGAGGCAGAAGAACACAUCAGUGCAGCCUUGACUACGAAGCUUUUACGUAGGAAUUGGACAAAAUAGGAUUGUGAGAAAGCAGGGUGCAUGAAUGCACGAGGAAAGGGUGGCAAGUGAAUUCUUGUAGAAGAAAGAGGGUUUAGAAAAUAGGUUUUGCGUUCUUGUCUAGAAUCACAAGCCAACCAUGAGAAGAACCAACACACCAAGAACCAGAAAGACCCUUUAACAUGUUGCUCCACUCAUAGUGUUUGUUCUCUGACAAACUAAAGAUACGACGAUGAACGGUGGUUGUGGUGCCAUCUUGGUCGAUGUCAUCGUUUGUUUGGUGGAUGCUGGGAACUAUGGCAUAGGGAAUUGAAAGGAGUGAAGUUUUUGUUGAUUUGGUUUAUUUGUGAAGGAGACAUAAACCUUAGUUUUCAUUUCUUAAAUACCUGUUAUUAGGAUCCCCGUAAAAUUUGAAAUAUUGAUAACAAAAUACUGAUAUUC